Molecule: messenger RNA, 4158 nt
Organism: Lodderomyces jiufengensis
Lineage: Eukaryota; Fungi; Ascomycota; Pichiomycetes; Serinales; Debaryomycetaceae
Gene: RBR3
Product: Rbr3p
Exons: 3
Coding region: 1-4158 (1385 amino acids)
Source: RefSeq, a predicted model, not a curated record
AUGUUGUUAUUUAAACAAGUUUAUUUAAUACUUUGGUUACUUAUAACUUCGACCUUAGCUUUGGAUGUUACACUGAAUAGAGUUGAUAGAGGAACUAUCGAUUUGAAUGUGGGGGAUAUCACAAUUCACUCAGGAGCAUAUUGGUCUAUUAUUAAUAAUGCUGUUUCAGCUUUUGUUUCAAGUAUAGAUGUUCAAUCAAAUGCUGGUUUAUAUAUCUCAAGUAUAUCACCAUUACUAGCAUUACAAGUUACUUUGGCUGGUGUAUUAAAUUCAAUCAGAAAUGAUGGUAUUAUUUCGUUAAAUUCUUUGGCUUCUUUGACAUCAUCAACUUAUACUUUGGUUGGGUUAUCAUUUACAAAUAACGGAGAAAUGUAUUUAGCAUCAUCAGGGGUAGUACCAAGUGCAGUCAGUCUUACAUCAGCUACUUGGAAUAACAAUGGAUUAUUAGUUUUUUAUCAAAAUCAAAGAACCUCAGGAGCCGUUCUUUUAGGUACUCCAGCAUUAACUAUAAAUAAUAAUGGUCAAAUUUGUCUUCACAAUCAAUUUUAUCAACAAACAACCACAAUUGCAGGUACUGGUUGUUUCACUGCUGAUGUCAAUUCAUCAAUUUAUAUUUUCAAUGCAUUAUUAUCAGUUUCAACAGGACAAACUUUUUAUUUAGCUGACGGUGCUUCAUCAAUGGUUGUUCAAGCUUUGUCUACGCCUCAAACUUUCAACGUUCGUAAUUUUGGUCAAGUUAACGGAGUAGCUAAUAAAAUUGGUUUAAGUAUUCCUUUGGUAUCUAUCCCAUUUGUUAGUAAUGCUUAUGACUAUAAUUCCAAUACUGGUAUUUUAACAUUGAGAGGUGCAGGUUUAUUAUCACAAAAUUUUAAUAUUGGAUUAGGAUAUGAUAGUUCAAAAUUUGAAAUUGUAACAGAUAAUGGAGCAGGUUUACCAUCAACUUUAUUAGGAUCAGUUAGAUAUAAUGGACCACCACCAAACCCUGGUCAACCAGCACAAUGCAGAGCUUGUAAAGCACCACCACCAAUUCCAGGCUCAGAACCAACAGAAUACACAACAACAAUAACUACAACCAACUCAAAUGGUCAACCAUGGACUCAAACUGGUGUUGUUGAUAUAAGUACUAAUAGUCAAGGUUCAUUUGUUAGUACAACUAGCUUCUUUUCAACUCCAACUUCGUAUACUACAACUUGGACAACAACUGAUCAAAAUGGAGCUACAACCACAGAAUCAGGUAUAGUAAGUCAAUCAGGAACCUCAUUAACAACUGUUACUACUUUCCCACCACCAGUAACUACUGAAUUUACAAGUACUUGGACAGUCACUAAUUCAGAUGGAUCAGUUGAAACCGAAUCAGGUAUUGUUAGUCAAUCAGGAACCUCAUUAACAACAGUUACUACUUUCCCACCACCAGUAACUACUGAAUUUACAAGUACUUGGACAGUCACUAAUUCAGAUGGCUCAGUUGAAACCGAAUCAGGUAUAGUUAGUCAAUCAGGAACUUCAUUAACUACUGUCACUACUUUCCCACCGCCAUUAACUACUCAAUUUACAAGUACUUGGACUUUAACAAAUUCAGAUGGAUCAGUUGAAACAGAAUCAGGUAUNACCAAUGGAUCAGUUGAAACAGAAUCAGGUAUUGUUAGUCAAUCAGGAACCUCAUUAACAACUNUAACAAAUUCAGAUGGAUCAAUCGAAACCGAAUCAGGUAUAAUUAGUCAAUCAGGAACUUCAUUAACAACUGUCACUACUUUCCCAGCAUCCGUUGAACCAGCAGUUACUACUCAAUAUACUACAACUUGGACUUUAACAAAUUCAGAUGGAUCAAUCGAAACCGAAUCAGGUAUAGUUAGUCAAUCAGGAACUUCAUUAACAACUGUUACUACUUUCCCAGCAUCCGUUGAACCAGCAGUUACUACUCAAUAUACUACAACUUGGACUUUAACAAAUGCAGAUGGAUCAGUUGAAACCGAAUCAGGUAUAGUUAGUCAAUCAGGAACUUCAUUAACUACUGUUACUACCUUCCCAGCAUCUGUUGCUCCAGCAGUUACUACUCAAUAUACUACAACUUGGACUUUAACAAAUGCAGAUGGAUCAGUUGAAACCGAGUCAGGUAUAGUUAGUCAAUCAGGAACUUCAUUAACUACUGUCACUACCUUCCCAGCAUCUGUUGCUCCAGCAGUUACUACUCAAUAUACUACAACUUGGACUUUAACAAAUUCAGAUGGAUCAGUUGAAACCGAAUCAGGUAUAGUUAGUCAAUCAGGAACUUCAUUAACUACUGUUACUACUUUCCCAGCAUCUGUUGCUCCAGCAGUUACUACUCAAUAUACUACAACUUGGACUUUAACAAAUUCAGAUGGCUCAAUUGAAACCGAAUCAGGUAUAGUUAGUCAAUCAGGAACUUCAUUAACUACUGUUACUACCUUCCCAGCAUCUAUUGCUCCAGCAGUUACUACUCAAUAUACUACAACUUGGACUUUAACGAACUCAGAUGGAUCAGUUAAAACAGAAUCAGGUAUAGUUAGUCAAUCAGGAACUUCAUUAACUACUGUCACUACUUUCCCAGCUUCCGCUGAACCAGCAGUUACUACUCAGUAUACUACAACUUGGACUUUAACAGAUUCAGAUGGAUCAGUUAAAACAGAAUCAGGUAUAGUUAGUCAAUCAGGAACUUCAUUAACUACUGUUACUACCUUCCCAGCUUCUGUUGCUCCAGCAGUUACUACUCUGUAUACUACAACUUGGACUUUAACAAAUUCAGAUGGCUCAAUCGAAACCGAGUCAGGUAUAGUUAGUCAAUCAGGAACUUCAUUAACUACUGUCACUACUUUCCCAGCUUCCGCUGAACCAGCAGUUACUACUCAGUAUACUACAACUUGGACUUUAACAGAUUCAGAUGGAUCAGUUAAAACAGAAUCAGGUAUAGUUAGUCAAUCAGGAACCUCAUUAACGACUAUAUCAAAAUUCCCUACAAUUACUUCAGGACCAAUUAUUUGUAGAAGAGAUGAUGUUGAUUGUAUUAGUGUUGGUAUAUUUACUACUACAUGGACAACCACUAAUCAAGAUGGUUCCGUUGUUAUAGAAUCAGGAAUAGUUUCAAAAUCUGGUGAUGCUUUAACUACAAUUUCAACAUUUGCUCCUCAAUUAUCAUCAGCUGUUGGAGGUGGAGAUUACACUACUACAUGGACAACUACUAAUCAAGAUGGAUCCGUUGCCACAGAGUCAGGAAUAGUUUCAAAAUCUGGUGAUGCUUUAACUACAAUUUCAACAUUUGCUCCUCAAUUAUCAUCAGCUGUUGGAGGUGGAGAUUAUAUUACUACAUGGACAACUACUAAUCAAGAUGGAUCCGUUGCUACAGAGUCAGGAAUAGUCUCAAGAUCUGGUGAUGCUUUAACUACAAUUUCAACGUUUGCUCCUCAAUUAGCAUCAGCUGUUGGAGGUGGGGAUUACACUACUACGUGGACAACCACUAAUCAAGAUGGAUCCGUUGCUACAGAGUCAGGAAUAGUCUCAAACUCUGCUAAUGCUUUAACUACAAUCUCAACAUUUGCUCCUCAAUUAUCAUCCGCUGUUGGAGGUGGGGAUUACACUACUACAUGGACAACCACUAACCAAGAUGGAUCCGUUGCUACAGAGUCAGGAAUAGUCUCAAAAUCUGGUAAUCCUUUAACUACAAUUUCAACAUUUGCUCCUCAAUUAUCAUCCGCUGUCGGAGGUGGAGUUGCUCCAACUUUAAUUUCUUCUGAUUCUACUGAUCAACCAGCUUUUAGUAGACCUGCUGCUCAAAAUGCAAAUACCAACACUGCUGGUUCAAAUAGUCAAGGUGAAGGUCAAUUUCAAGCCACUUCAGCUGCAAAUAAUCAAAAUCAAUCUACCGAUACUGUAAUAACAAAUGGUCAAAACCAAGUUCAAAAUCAAGGCACUGGUACUUCAACUAAUUCAGCUUAUACAACUGUUGCUGGUGACUCAAUUUCAGAAUCAAUUCAUUCAGCUCAACAACUUAUCAGCUCGAGCUUCUCAACAACUUUGAGUGAACAAUCCAUCAGCCUUCAAACAUCAGCAUUAACUGUUAGUACGUAUCAAGGUUCAGGUGCAGUCAUGAAAGUUUCAUCAAUCUUAAGUAUAAUUUUUACUAUACUUUCCAUAAUGCUUUAA